Messenger RNA from Malaya genurostris, 571 nucleotides. RefSeq lists its product as uncharacterized. Gene Ontology annotation, molecular function: damaged DNA binding; single-stranded DNA binding. Lineage: Eukaryota; Metazoa; Arthropoda; Insecta; Diptera; Culicidae. Bases 151 to 498 code for a protein of 115 amino acids. The record is from RefSeq and is a predicted model, not a curated record. The transcript has 2 exons. Gene Ontology annotation, biological process: nucleotide-excision repair; base-excision repair; DNA replication. Gene Ontology annotation, cellular component: DNA replication factor A complex; site of double-strand break; nucleus.
GACAGUUGCGAUACGAUUAAAAUUUUGUAAAGCGCGCAAACACGAACGAAUUAAAUAUUCAUUAGAUUUUUGUUUUCGUGAAUUUUCACGUUAUCCUAUCAGGAGAAAAAACUUGGUGUGAAAAAUAUCAAUCUAAAUUUGUGUCUUAAAAUGGAAUUCGAACCUCGUGCAAUUGUGAAUGGAUCGUUAUUGAAACGCCAUUCCGGACAACCAAUAAGCAUUCAUGUAUACGUAGAACGAGCAGAUAAGGACGGGCGUAGUUUCACAGCUCGAUCGACUGAUGGAAUUCCAAUUAAUGUGUUCUUGGGUGAGCCUUUGAGCAGUUUGUUGCACGGCUGGGUUGAGGUUAUUGGUAUGGCUGGUUCGAACGAUAGCGUUCGCUGCAAAGAAAUUAUCACCUACCAAGGAUCUGAAGGAGAGGAAGAAUUCGAUGUAGCAGGACACAAUAUGCUCUGCACGUUUCUGGCCAACUGCCGCGAAAUGUACCGGACGGGUUAAUUUCUUUAGUGAGUAAGUUUGAUUCAUGUUUUUUUUUGUUUAUUGGUUUAAAAAUAAAGAAUCCGUUCUGUAA